Pestalotiopsis fici W106-1 is the source of this 1062-nucleotide messenger RNA. RefSeq lists its product as uncharacterized. Lineage: Eukaryota; Fungi; Ascomycota; Sordariomycetes; Amphisphaeriales; Sporocadaceae. Bases 1 to 1062 code for a protein of 353 amino acids. The transcript is spliced from 3 exons. The record is from RefSeq and is a predicted model, not a curated record. Gene Ontology annotation, molecular function: ferric iron binding; oxidoreductase activity, acting on single donors with incorporation of molecular oxygen, incorporation of two atoms of oxygen.
AUGCACUUGACGAAACUGGUCACUCCUCUAGCCGUUCUGGCAACCAUUGCCCAGGCCCAAGGCAGUCACGACAUAGAAGAAGAGAUCAAGGUGCGCCGAGGCUUUCUGUCUACCCAAAAGCGCACUAGCUUGAGCCACUGCUCUGAGAAGCUCAAGGCCCGUGGCCUUGACGAGCGCAACAUCAACCGUCGCGCCGCCGGUGUUCACGAGGCCCGUGUGAAGAGACAAAUCACAAAGAGGUCGGAGGACGACGUUCUAGCCACCGACCACAACAAGACUUCGUCUGCAUACAGUGAGAACACCGCGGCUGCCACACUGUUCGCCGAUUACCAGUCCUGCCUCCUGACCCCACAGGUUACACAGGGACCAUACUAUGUUGCUGAUGAGUACGUACGUCGUGAAAUCAGUGAAGACCUAGAGGGUGUCCCUAUUGUCAUGGACUUCCAGGUGGUUGACAUCAACACCUGCGAACCUAUGCCAAACACCUAUCUCGAGAUUUGGCACGCCAAUGCAACUGGUGUCUAUGCCGGUGUCGAGGUCGAAGGUAACGGAUCUGGCGAGUCGGAUCCCGGCAACUUGAACAAGACUUGGGGCCGCGGUAUCCAGGAAACCAAUGCGGAUGGUGUUGCCCAGUUUGAGAGCAUCUUCCCUGGCCACUACACCGGACGCGCGAUCCAUAUUCACACUGUUGUCCACAAGAAUGCCACACUCUACCCCAACAGCACUCUGGGUGCUGAAACCAUUACCAGCCACAUUGGCCAGGUCUUUUUUGAUCAGGAUCUAAUCAGCCUUGUGGAAAACACCUACCCGUAUACUACCAAUGAGCAGGACUUGACCCUAAACGCCGACGACUCCAUUAUGGCUACCGAAACCGCCACUGACGGCGUUGAUCCCAUUAUGGAGUACGUUAUGCUGGGCGACAGCAUCGAGGAUGGAAUCUUUGCUUGGGUAUCUUUUGGAAUCAAUUCGACCUACUCCAAGGUCGUGGACCCCGUUGUCUACCUAACUGAGGACGGUGGUGUGGACAACCCCAACUGGGAUGACGCUGAUGGUCGCCCAUGA